AUGAUGCACUGCGUUCUGGCAUUCCUUCUGACUUCGAAUUUUGGCUCGAAGCUGUUUCAUCGCAUUGCCUUGGUAAGCGAUAGUCCUGAAGGAUUCGGGUAUGGCGUCUGCCAAAAUCCAGAUGGAAACAGCUUCUCUUUCCCCAGUCAAGACCCUGAUAUUUUCUCUACAACCGGCCCAAAACCUAGCACAGGUACAGAUAUUCGGGCUUAUUGCUCAACGAAAUGGGGGGGUAAUGAGAUAUUAGCUCAACUCGCGAAAUAUCUGGGCGAUCGAACCCACAAUUCUCAAGGUGGGCUAGCUGAAGAAUAUGAAGUGGAAGAAAAAUGUCGCCGUUCUAUUUCUUCAUUAAUUCAAACGCCACCCAGAUUAAAGCACGCUUCUCUGACAAAAAUUUUACAGAUUGGUCAAUGUGAUGAACAAAUGAUAGCUAAUCAAGCCGUUCGGGGAUUCAUCAAAGUCAUUGGAGAAUUUAGACGAUUUUCCCAGUCGAAUGAUGAAAGUUACUACAUCAUUAAUGCUGAUAAACCGGUCAGUAUGGGUAGUGUGGUGAGCAAUGGUGAAAUAUUCAUGGUCACAAAAGUUGAGGAAGGGUUCAAGGCACUAGCUUGGUAUCAGGGCCACUUGCAUCUUUUUCAAAGAAAUUUAAAUGAUGACUUAUGGCACCCGAUUACCGACCUAAUUUCCAGCCAAAGAAACGGACAAAUUAUCAGUCAAUAUGUUUGGGCCGCUCAUGACAGUCUCUCGCAGAUCAAAAGACAUCUGGAAAAAGUCAGAGAUCAAACUGAGUCCACUUUGAAAAAAAAUAUACACCGGCUGGAAUCUGGAAAUAUAAUCACAGAGAAAAAAUUAAGUAUUAUUAUUAAGAAUACACACUUAAAAAAACUAGUAGCAGAUCCAGCAAACGGCAGGCUGGGUUGA
Blumeria graminis f. sp. triticale is the source of this 921-nucleotide messenger RNA. NCBI's taxonomy places the organism in Eukaryota, Fungi, Ascomycota, Leotiomycetes, Helotiales, Erysiphaceae. The record is from the annotation of a GenBank genome assembly.